Molecule: messenger RNA, 926 nt
Organism: Rhododendron vialii
Lineage: Eukaryota; Viridiplantae; Streptophyta; Magnoliopsida; Ericales; Ericaceae
Exons: 1
Coding region: 138-926 (262 amino acids)
Biological process (GO): protein ubiquitination
Cellular component (GO): cytoplasm
Molecular function (GO): ubiquitin protein ligase activity
Source: RefSeq, a predicted model, not a curated record
UUGAUUGAUUAAUGAAAAUUUGAGAGGUUUCUCAUAAUUGUGUGUUCGUAAAGGGAAUACCUUUAAUUCAUAUUUGUUCGUGAUUGUUCUUGUUACUCGUUUUUGUCUUUUUCAACACACCCCUCCCUUCAUUCAAGAUGCCAACAAGUACAGAUUAUUCCUACAACAUACAGUCCAUACUGGCCCGAUACCAUCGCGUAUUCUCUUCGUUCAAGAUGCCAACAACUAAAGAUUAUUCCUAUCACAUACGGUUCAUACUUGUCCGAUACCGUCCUAUACAUGAAGAUCAAUCGUUGUCGUUCGACGAUCCAUUUCACGUUGAUUUACGCAUUUGGUAUACACGACGUGAUCAACAUGCAGUGCCUAUAAACAUGAUAAUGAAAGAAGCCCCACUGCACCACGGGCAACUAAAAUCACAUGACACGGCGAGGCUAGCACUGACACCCUUGUUGAGCAUCCUCUCUACUACGGGAAUCGACGUAAAUGAUCAGACCGUAAACGACAUAUCUGAUUGCGCUAUGGCUUUGAGUUCAGUUUCCAUCAGUUGCGGCCCUGACCACGGUCUCCUUGUGCCCGGAAUCCAGCUCCUGUUCAUCGACGCAACUAACACGGUCGGCCCGGGGCCCUCAAUCGACAGUUGCAUAGAGGUGUUGGAGAGAUUGGUUCUUGUUCAUGACGGUGGUUGGGGUUCGAUGGACUGGUGCGCGAUCUGUUUAGAAGAUGUUGGUUGUGCGGGCAAAGUUGCCCAAAUGCCGUGCUCGCAUGUGUAUCACGGUGACUGUAUCAUCGAGUGGUUGAAGAUGAGUGAUUUGUGCCCGCUAUGCCGAUACCAGAUGCCAGCAUUUAAUUUUUUUUGUCGCAGAUUAAUGUUUUGCCGUACUAAAUUAUCAGUUUUUAGCGACAACAUCUAUAUUUCGUCACUAUAG